This is a messenger RNA of Perkinsus marinus ATCC 50983, 2379 nucleotides long. RefSeq lists its product as hypothetical. Bases 1 to 2379 code for a protein of 792 amino acids. NCBI's taxonomy places the organism in Eukaryota, Perkinsozoa, Perkinsida, Perkinsidae. The transcript has 5 exons. The record is from RefSeq and is a predicted model, not a curated record.
AUGGCUACUACUACUAGGCCUAUCAGCAGUCAUUAUCCAACCCUUGUGGAGGAGACGAAGAAGAUCAACCGUGCGGACUCAGCGAUGAGUGGAGCAGCUACACCGAGCACUGUUGGGGACCUUACCCCGGGGCUCAGGGCUCGCCUUGAUUCUAACGACCCUUUCUGGGGCCUAGACUUCACUCAGGAGAUGGCGACGAAGGCCUUGAAUGAGGAAAUUGAGAGGAGAGCGCACAGGGAAGAUUUUAAAGAUACUCACACUACGUGGAGACUGCAUCCGGACGAUGUGGACCUGGUUUGUAUUCUUCCAGAAGGAGUAGAAGAUUCCGAUGGUUAUGUUAUGAAGUUCGCCGACUUUGACUUAAAUGUGUUAUUUGAUGACCACACCUUGGAGGUGUUUGAAGUGGAGAGGAAUCUAUGGGAGAUAGAAAUGUUUGGUCCCAUCUCUUUGAAGAGUAAAGGGUUGUUCAUGCCUGAUCCGAUUCAAGAGGAAAGGUUUGUUACUCAUGGUCUUGACUAUGACAACAUCGAUGAGAGCGAAUUGUGCGACUUCUGGCAGUGUUGGACACUGAGUCCGAUCAAGGCCGUUGAUAUUGUGAAUGCAGUUGAGGAGGUCCUCAAGGACCCGGUGUACGUCCUGGCUAUUGACUCAUCGAUUAUACGAGGAGCUCAUUGGCUCAGCCUCAUCCGCCCUAAGGUCCUUGUUAGGUUGCCAUUGGUACUCAGUAGUUCGCAGAGUAUUGAUAUCACUCAGCCAGAGGUGUCCAUAUCAUCGAUGGUCUCAGUACUGGUCGGAGGGGCUAAGCUGGCUCACUUGAAUGCCCUCUUGGUACGGUUGAAGCAUCACGAGUUGGUGGAGGCGGAUCCUAGGGUAGUUGAAAAGUAUAAAUGGUGUGGUAUGAAGCAGAGAGUACUAGAUCGUUUCCCUGCUGAUGCAUGGCCUACCUGUAGGUGGAUCGGUCCGGUAGAGAAGUUGUAUGUUGUGGCUCAAGUGGUAUUCGUAAGGGACCGCAGUGCUAUUAAGGAUAUUGUCAAGGACGCUCAUAUUUCGUGGCGCGCGGUCAGCGAUGUGGGACAGUGUCCGGGUCUAGCGGUGGCUCGUGGGGCUACAGCGGCCAGAGUGCUACUAUUCGAGGAUUCGAAGGUGUUAGAGAUGGCGUGGUAUGAGUUAAGCGCUUUGGCUCAAGAAGUGGCUACUAUGGUGGUCUCCUCUGCAUUGGAUUCUCCCUGGCCUUGUCAGAAGCCACCACCAGCCCCCCAAACUGGGACUACCUUCUCACACCGAUUCGAGAGGGAACCCUGGGUCCCGCUGUCGAGGCUAAGUUCCGUCUAUGCUGGCUCCGCUACGGGACCGUUGAUGGUUGAACAUUGGAAGGAUAAAGAACCGAGUGAGUACACUGUGCUGGUUGAAAGGCUCCAUGCAGGGGUAGAGGGGGGAAGGAUCUAUACGGGCCCAAGGCCCCUCACACAUUACUCCGAUUAUGUGGCCGUGCGGGUGUAUGAUAUGCUAACUGGUAUAGGGGCAUUGAUGGGUCUUGUCAAACCUGGGUUGUGGGUGGAUGCCUAUUGGCUACAGUGGCGGUCGCCUCGCCCGACCCCUAAGGUGUCGUCAUACGGUUCGGAUAGGUUCGCUUGGAAGCAACCAGGGGUAGCUGCAUGUGAGACUAUGUGUGUGAGGGCUCCUCGAGCACCACCAUGUAAGAGGGUUAUCGAUGCUAUUGGCUCGGCCGGCGCCAUACCAGUAGACCAUCUGGCUUCCUACAUUGAGAUGAAAACUAUAGAACGCUCCUCUUGGUCCUAUAUGGCUUUGGAUAAACUAGCUCACCGUGUGGUGUUGGUGAUGAAAUGCCUGGGUGUGUUGGUGAUGAUGUAUGCUACUCUCCCGACUCAGGAGGGCCACUUACCUUGUAUAGGGCCAGUAUCAGUCUACACUUGUGGUAUUCUGUCUAUGGCCUGGGCUUCUGGUAGAGGGAUUUGGUUGGGUGUACUAGGGACAUGGUUCAAGGUCCCGACAAGCCUUACAGGGGAGUGGCCGGUGGACGACUAUGUCUUAGUCUUAGCGAUCACCACAUUACUCUCCCCAUCGGGCCUCCCUGCUGCAUUAACCUUCCCAACUACCCCUGAAUGGGUCGUGGGCAUUCAAGCGCUGUGGCUGUACCUGCUGGGCUCAAUCCUUGGCAAUCUGCUGCUGUGCCGUGAGAUGCAGGGACAGGCUGGGGUGGCUGCGGUGUUAGGGUAUAUGCUUGGGAAGAAGCUCAUGAAUGUUGGACAGGCUCCGAGUAUUUGGGAGGAUAAUCGGAUGCUUUUGGUGAGGACAUUGGUAGCAAAGGCGAUUCUGAAGGUGUAUGUCGGCCGUUAUAAGGAAGUUACAGGUGAGUAG